Messenger RNA from Postia placenta MAD-698-R-SB12, 3108 nucleotides. RefSeq lists its product as hypothetical. The transcript has 10 exons. Lineage: Eukaryota; Fungi; Basidiomycota; Agaricomycetes; Polyporales; Adustoporiaceae. Gene Ontology annotation, cellular component: nucleotide-excision repair factor 2 complex; nucleus; cytoplasm. The record is from RefSeq and is a predicted model, not a curated record. The coding region runs from base 1 to 3108 and encodes 1035 amino acids. Gene Ontology annotation, biological process: nucleotide-excision repair; mismatch repair. Gene Ontology annotation, molecular function: damaged DNA binding; single-stranded DNA binding.
AUGCUCGGAAGUGCUGAGAAUAGCUCAGUCGCUGGCGGAGACAGCGACGAUGACUUCGACUGGGAGGAAGUCAUUGUUCCCCAAGCGGACCAGCCGGAAGACCAUGCGCAACCUCUUGAGUCGGCCUUGGACAGAGCCAGCGAUACCCAGGACCUGCAGGAAGGCCCGUCGGAGAGGCCUAACAUAGAGAUAACCAUACAAACGCACAGACGAGGGAAAAAGGAUAGUCCAAAGUGCGUCUCCCUCGCCUUGGUUCUACGUUUGGCGACUAAGUUUGAGGGCGGUAGGAAGAAUCCCAGAGCGGAGCAGAUACAGGCUGAACGCCUCGCCAGGCUGAUGUGCCACCAGAUACACACGGUUGCUCUGCUUGCUAAUGCGCGAAUCAGGAACAAGUGGAUCAAUGAUCCGCUUCUGCACGCUAGGCUCAUGUCUCUCACACCUUUACACCUUCAGAAUGCAUUUUCUUCUAUCACUAGGACUCGAUAUCCCGAAGCUGCUCAGCGCGGGCGCAUGUUUGAGUCUGCUGUCGUCCGGCUUGCGGAGUGGUGGGGUCAAAACUUCAGGGUCGACCGUACAGGUCAUAUCCGUAGUAGGACGUUCGACGAGGUCCAGAAGAAGAUCACCGUGGACAAGAAGGGAAAGGGAAAGGCGCGUGCGCUAGCAGACGACCUCGACGACGACGAUAUGGAGGGCGAGAUGAUUCGGAGCGAGAAGAGUCUGAUGAAGCAUGCCCUCAUGAUGCGUGGCUCGAGGGAUACCAGUGCCCAGCUGUUCACCGCUUUGUGUAGAGCACUGGGAAUACCCACGCGAUUGGUCGUCAGUCUUCAGAGCGUGCCGUGGCAGGCGAGUGUCGGCAAACCAAAACCCACGACCAAGAAGUCAAAAAAGAAGGCUGAAGCGGAGGAAGGUGCAAGAAGUGAUGAAGACGACGACAUGGAAAUGGAAGAAGUACAGAUUCCUGACCUCCCGUCUGCCACUGCGGCGGCGAAGGGCAAGGGGAAAGAAGUGCUCGCUGGAACAAGCCAACGCAUCGGCAGCGAGCAGCCGCAAGUGAACGGGGCGGACAAAGGCAAGCAGAAGGCGCCGCCUGUGAUCAAACUGAGGCAAUCGAGAGGUCGCAAGUGGGGUAACGUGCCAACUGAACAGCCUAGACGAAGAGAACGAACGCCUAACCCCACAACGACGGCACCAGUCUUCUGGGCGGAAGUGUUCUCUCGUGCAGACGCUCGAUGGCUCUCAGUCGACCCCGUCCGAUGCAUCGUCAACAAGCGCAAGGCAUUUGAUCCUACACCAAAUCCCAAUGCCGUGACGAAACCCGACCGGAGCCGGCCGGUUAAGGUCGAGAACCGGAUGGUAUACGUUGUCGCCUUUGAGGAAGACAGUUAUGGUCGGGAUGUGACGCCCCGCUAUGCCAGGGAAUUCGGCGCGAAGGUGUCCAAGAUGCAGCAAGGUGGCAAGGGCAGGAAAGAAUGGUGGGAGCGUAUUAUAGGACUGGUCAAGCGUCCAUAUCGACUGCAUAGGGAUGACUUAGAGGAUGAGGAGCUCACAACAAACCAGCUGACCGAAGCAAUGCCGACCUCUAUGGCAGGGUUCAAGAAUCAUCCUCUCUAUGUGCUGGAACGCCAUCUCAAAAGGGACGAAGUGAUCCACCCUCCCGUCGAGCUGGGCAAAUUCCGUGGGGAGCCGGUAUAUCCACGAUCUUCUGUGGUCGCUCUUAAAACCGCAGAGAACUGGAUGCGGCAGGGCAGGAACGUGCGCGAAGGCGCUCAGCCGAUGAAGUGGGUGAAGCAGCGCGCGAUGACCGUGAACAAACAGCGAGCAAUCGAAAUGGCUCUCAUGGAAGGCAAGAGCAGAGCGGGCGAGCAAGGCGAAGGGGACGGCUUCGCGGGCGAGGACGCGGCGAUGCAGGCACUGUACGCCGAGAACCAGACUGAGCUCUACAAGCCUAAUCCGAUCAUUAAUGGUAAAGUACCAAAGAACGACUUCGGUAAUAUCGAUCUCUAUGUUCCCUCAAUGCUGCCUGCAGGUGCCGUCCACAUCCCCUAUAAAGGCACGGCGAAGGUCGCGCGCCAGCUCGGUUUUGACUUUGCAGAAGCUGUGACGGGUUUCGAAUUCAAGAAGCGGAGGGCCUUUCCCGUCGUCACCGGCAUCGUCGUCGCCGCCGAAAACGAAGAAGCUGUGCUCGAUAGUACUAAUCGCUUCCCGUCGAAGGCGUAUUGGGAAGCGGAACAUGAUGCGGAGGAGAAAAGACGCGCGAAGCGGGAGGAGCAGGUGAUCAAGCGCUGGACGAAGCUUGUUCACGGUCUGCGAAUCCGACAACGCCUUCAAGAGCAGUAUGCGGGCGGCGAACAGCGCGAAGGCUCCCCUUCCGGCGCUAAUGAGGAGGACGUGCAGGGACAAGGGGGGUUCCUCACGGCUGCGGACGAUGUCGUCCAACCGUACACACUUCCGAGGAACUUCCACGAGGUGUUGCCUACAUCAACUACGAUCUCACUUGCACCAUUGAACAAGCAGGACGAUACCAGCUCUACUCUCGAUGCCAUCGAAAGUCGUGGUCAUGAUGAGGAGCACAAAAUAGUGGGAGAGACUGGGAGCGAGAGUGACGAAGACAAGGAUAUGGAACAGGUAGUGGCAUUGGCACUUCCAGGCCAAUCUGUCCCGCUGCCCAAGACCAUGCUGGAACUCGCUGAAGCAGCGGCGCGGCAGCGGGAUGAGCUCUCAGAGCAGGAGCGACGAAUUCCCGCCUCGCCUGCACCAGAGUCGUCCCAAGUUCAGACGAGGACAGCGAGAGCAAACGGCUCGGGCGCACGAUCGACGCCCACUGGCACACAUACACCCAAACCAUUUACGAAGACAAGAUCAGCACGAGGCUCCGACAAACGCCGGACGCGGAAGCGCACGCGAGAUGACGCGCAGAGCGCAAGCGCCGGGUCAGACGUCGAGCCGGCGACUUCGACGAAGGCAUCCCCAGCAAAGCGCGCGAGGAAGACAGUUGCGCCGGUGCCAGCGUCUGAUAGGGUCCUAAGGACACACACAACGAAGAGCGCCAGCAAGGUGCAGGAGGAGCGCGAGAUGGAGGAGGCUUUCAGGGAAGCCAUCACGGAAUAG